AUGUCUUCCAGAGUCGAGAUGCCAAACAUCGGCGCCCUGCUGGCCCCCAUCCUGCCCGCUCUCCCUGCCGCCGCCGUCUCAAAACAGCCCGCCAUCGGUGUCCUGCCCCUGCUCUCCCCCAUUCUGAGGCAAAGAGUCCAGCUUCUUGGCCUCAACAGCACAGAGCCCUGGCUUCGCCUGCUCAGCUACGAUGCCGCCAAAACGGCCCGUCUCUCCGAGGUCGUCCAGAGCGGCCGUCUCGAGCCUCACCAGGUGUCCGGUGAGGUCGAGGUCGACUGGGAGUAUGAUGCCAAGACGAAGUACCGCCGUCUCGAUCUCGAAACCCUCAACGCCUUUGUGGUCCUGGAGGAGCUCGAGCUCGCCUUUAAGCUCGUGUACUGCGUUGGCGACCAGGAUGGCGGCGGCGAUGGGUGGAGGGUCGGAGAGGUCACCGUCGCCGAGAAGCCGAACCCUUUUGCCGAGUUCGCCGGCCACUCGACCAUGGCAGAGGCCGACAAGGCCUUCGAGGAGGGCAAGGCGGCACCCGCGGCGGCGUCGGUCACGCCAGGCUUCUCCGGCACGCCCGACAUGGACGACGGCAACGACGACUACUGGAACCAGUACAACGAGACGCCCGCCCGGUCACCGGCUCCCCAGCGAUCUCCCGCGCCCCUGGCGCCCCAGCCCUCCUCGCACCUCGGCAUGUUCCGCACCGACUCGGCGGAGGACAGCUACUACGCCCAGUAUGACGAUGUGCAGCCAGCCAUGGACAACCACGACCCCGACGAGGAGCCGCUCGCCCAGUCGCAGCAGCAGCCCGAGGUAUCGCCACCUGCCCGCAUGCUCGUCCAGCCCCAGGCCGAGAAGCCUGCGAGCCCCGGCCCCGAUCUCGAGGCCGAGCGACGCGCCGCUCAGGUGCUGCAUCCGCGCCCGGCGUCGAGCGCCAGCAGCAACGGCAGUCGCACCGUCGAGCGCUUCGAGGAGAUGGCCGGCAGGCAGGAGGCCAGCGGCUUCGCUAUCAAGCAGCACGUGUCCAAGAGCAUCCGCAGCUUGUGGCAGCUGUCGCAGGCCUCGGGUAUCGACCGCGAGGAUUUCGAGAGGCUCGUGCAGAACGAGCUCGAUCUCGCCCACAUGACGCAGGAUUCAUGA
This is a messenger RNA of Verticillium nonalfalfae, 1128 nucleotides long. RefSeq lists its product as uncharacterized. The record is from RefSeq and is a predicted model, not a curated record. Lineage: Eukaryota; Fungi; Ascomycota; Sordariomycetes; Glomerellales; Plectosphaerellaceae. The coding region runs from base 1 to 1128 and encodes 375 amino acids. The transcript has a single exon.